AUGUUGACUUAUUUAUUGUUUGGAAAUGUUUUGUUUUUUCAAUGUGUAGGUGAUGAUGAAAUAAUUAAAGUUGGUGAUAAAGUUAUUCGAUUUAAAAAAGGUGAUCGUGUUAUAUCAAAUAUUGAUCCAACUCAUUUAUAUGGUCCAAGUCGAAGUUGGUCAUAUAGUUUAGAUGGACCAGUUGAUGGAAUGUUGACUCAAUAUAAAGCUUUAUUAUAUACUGAUUUAAUUAAAAUUCCUAAUCAUUUAUCAUAUGAACAAACAGCCUCACUUCUACGUACAGGUACAAAAACAUGGAAUGCAUUACUUGGAAAUAAUCAACUUUUAUCUGGUCAAACUGUUUUAUUCCAAGGUACAGGUAGUGUUUCAUUAACUGGUUUAAUGUUAGUUAAAGCUGCUGGUUGUACAAGAAUAAUAAUAUCUGAUGAUGAUGAGAAAUUAAAACAAUUUAAAGAUAAAUAUGGUGUUGAUUAUAAAAUUAAUAAGAAAAAAGAACCGAAUUAG
This is a messenger RNA of Rotaria sp. Silwood2, 504 nucleotides long. Lineage: Eukaryota; Metazoa; Rotifera; Eurotatoria; Philodinida; Philodinidae. The record is from the annotation of a GenBank genome assembly.